Saccharomyces mikatae IFO 1815 is the source of this 813-nucleotide messenger RNA. RefSeq lists its product as uncharacterized. NCBI's taxonomy places the organism in Eukaryota, Fungi, Ascomycota, Saccharomycetes, Saccharomycetales, Saccharomycetaceae. The coding region runs from base 1 to 813 and encodes 270 amino acids. The transcript has a single exon. The record is from RefSeq and is a predicted model, not a curated record.
AUGGCUAUCGAAAAUAUUUACAUAGCCAGACAUGGUUACAGAUCAAACUGGCUACCAAAGGGGCCAUAUCCACCGCCUCCCACUGGCAUUGACAACGAUGUCCCACUUUCAGAACAUGGCGUUGAUCAAGCACACGAAUUGGCAAAUUAUAUUUCUAAACUAAAUGCCAAACCUGAAAUAAUCUUCAGUUCCCCAUUUUAUCGCUGUUUAGAAACCAGUCAACCCACAGUGGAGAUAUUAAAAACUCCAUUAUAUGUCGAUCGCGGUGUUGGAGAAUGGUAUAAACCUGACAGGUCCAUUAUCCCGGAACCAGCUACACAUGAAGUUAUGAGUAAGUUUUUUCCAGCCAUGAUCAACCCAGAUUGGGAACCCAGUAUUAUUCCUAGUAACAAAGGUGAAACCGAAGAAGAUAUUUUCGAGAGGUGUCGUAAGUUUUGGCCUGUCUUUAUUGAAAGAGUAGAAAGAAAAUUUCCAGAUGUUAAGACCAUUAUGAUCGUUACACAUGCUGCGACCAAAUCAGCUCUUGGUAUGAACUUACUAAAAUUUUCCAGCGCAAAAGAGCCUAUUGAUGACAAAGGCACUUUUAUAAGGAAUGGAAGUUGUGCUAUUGAUAAAUUUGAGUUAAUAAAGACAAGAGAAGAAAUCACUCCAUUUAAGGAAAGAGAGUGGAAACUUACAAUGAAUGGUAAUACUUCCUUUUUAACUAAUGGAGAAGAAAUGAAUUGGACGUUCAUGAAUGCCUUUGAAGCAGGUUCAGACGCCGAUAUUGAAGCCAGAAGAGCGGCUAAAAGCGGAAAAUUAAAAAUGGAAUAA